ACUUCACCUGCGGCCGCCCCGAUCUCACCGCAUUGUCAUCUGAAGAAAAGAAGAGAAAGAAAUACUUCAUAGCAGCAAAGAGAUCGACUUCACGUCCCAGCACGUGUUCCGCUCGCUCAAACGAUUAAUCUGCCAUUUGGCGAUACAAGGUUUCUUCACAGCCACUAAUGGCGCUGGAAUGCCUGGUCCGGCUAAUUGCUCUUUUGAUGCAACGGGCCGUUUCCUAGGAAGAGAGAGGUCGGGGCAGAGGGGGAGGGUCCUGCGGUAGGAGGAGGAGGAGGAGGGUCUUUGGGUGACCAGACGAGCCAGGAGCGCAGAGUCCCUCCCUGGGACGUCCCAGCAGGGCAGCAGAUGAGUGGGAGAGAGGUCCAGUGCAGACAGAGAGAGAGAGACGCACGCUCUGGAGCAAGUAGAGUCCCUGGUUCGUCCCGCUGGGUCGCCCCAAACUCAGCUAUGAACGGGGGUCCGAGAGAUGAGGAGGAGAAGAGGGAGGAAAAGGGUAGAAAGACCUACAUCUCCACGUUCCGGCUAAACAUCCAGCCCAGUGCGGGGCCGCGGGGCAAGGACGUGUGUGAGGUGGAGGAGAUGGAGAAGGUUGAGGAGGUGGAGGAGGUGGUGGAAGAGGGGCGGCAGAAGGGGGAUUGCAGAGAGUCCCCUGCCCUUCAGCAUGGACCAACAGAGGAGUCGCCCUCAGCAGGAAGACGAAAGAGUUCCACUGUACCAUGGAAACCCAGGGCGACACUCAAGGAGGUGGGGCGCCGAGACACCUGGAGCUCUGACACUAAACCCACAAGCCCUUCUCCGGCAAAGGUUGAUAAGAAAGGAGUGGUGGUGGAGUUUGGGGCCUGUGAGGAGCAGCUGGAGGUCCAGCGUGGAGCUCAGACCAGGCUCCACUGUUCCUUCAGCAGCAGCUCUCUGCCUGUGGCCUGCUGCUGGAUCCACAACAGAGAGAAGGAAGUUGUCGACGGACCUCAGACCCGUGUCAGCAGCAGCCAAUCAGAAAGCACGCUGCUAAUCAGGCACACAAUGCCCCGCCACAGGGGAACGUACACGCUGGUUGUACGACACCGCCACGGCCUUCAGCACCAAAGCAUCUACCUCAGUGUCAUUGAGGCUCCCGAAGCGCCUGGCUCCCCCCCCGUGGUGUCCCAGCUGUCCACCCGCUCCCUGGUGCUGUCCUGGGGCGGCCCCAACUACGACGGGGGCUCCGCCAUCCUGGGCUACGUGGUGGAGAAGAGGGCGGUGGGCCCGGGCCAAGCAGGGGACUGGAGUGUGGUGGCCAACCGAUGCAUGAGCACCUCCCUGCGGGUACGAUCGGGACUGGAGCCCCAGGUUCCCUACCGGUUCCGCGUCAGGGCCUACAACUUUUCGGGUGCCAGUGAACCGAGUGAGGAGUCGGAGCUGGUCAAACUGGAGACAGCGGGGGGAAAGGAGGAGGAGCCGACGUACGUCACGGUGACCGUAGACACCAAGAAUACAGUCAGCGACCACUAUACCGUGGGCAAGAAACUGGGCGUGGGGCGGUUCGGCCAGGUGCUCCUGCUCCACCACAAGCAGUCCGGAGAGGUCUACGCCGGCAAGUUCUACCGCGGCCAUACGGCCAAGGAGCGGGCGGCGGCGCGCAGGGAGAUGGACAUCAUGAACCUGCUGCACCACCCCAAGCUGGUCCAGUACCUCGCCGCGUACGACACCGCCUCGGAGGUCGUCAUGGUGAUGGAGUACAUCACAGGCGGUGAGCUGUUUGAGCGCAUCGUGCACGAGAGCUUCGAGCACACCGAGCCCACCAGCGUGCGCUACGUGAAGCAGAUCCUGGAGGGCAUGCAGUACGUGCACAAGCAGAACAUCGUGCACCUGGACCUCAAGCCCGAGAACAUCGUGUGCGUCGACUCCACCGACAUCCAGGUCAAGAUCAUCGACUUCGGCCUGGCCAGCAAGCUGGAGCCCGAUAAAGUGCUGAAGGUGAUGCACGGCACCCCAGAGUUCAUGGCCCCCGAGGUGGUCAACUACGAGCCGGUGGGCCUUGAGACUGACAUGUGGAGCAUCGGAGUCAUCUGUUACAUCCUGCUGAGCGGGGAGAGCCCCUUCCAGGGAGACAACGUCACGGAGACCCAGGCUCUGGUGACGGCGGCCCGCUAUGAAUUCGACGAGGAGAGCUUCGAGGACAUCUCGGACGAGGCCAGGGGCUUCAUCAGCUCCCUGCUGCAAAAGGACCUGAGGAACAGGCUGUCAUGUGACCAGGCGUUGGCCCACCCCUGGAUGGCGUUCUACUCCCGCCCCCCCAACAGAAACCGGACUCUGAGCAAGAAGAAGAUGAAAACCUUCCUGGCGCGCCGCAAGUGGAAGAAAACAGCCUGGGCUGUAAAGGCCCUCAACCGGAUGGCGGCCCUGUCCUUCCGACCCGACUUCCCUGCAGAGCCCAGCGAGGAGCUGGCGUGGGGCGGCGAGGCGGAGCAGGCCAUCCAGAGGCUUGACGAGCAGCUCCAUAAGGAGCCCCGCUUCAAGCUGACCCUGAGGGACGCCGUGCCGGCGGAGGGGGGGACCGCCCGGCUCAGCUGCGUGGUCGACGGUUACCCUCAACCUGCCAUAGAGUGGCUCCUGAACAACGAGCGGUUGGUAGAAACAUCGAGGACGACUGCAGAGCAAAGCGAGGAAGGGAGCUGCUCGCUAGUCCUUACCGGUCUGCAACAGUCAGACUCUGGGAUUUACUCCUGCAGAGCCACCAACGACCUCGGGGAGGCGCUGUGCUCGGCAAAACUGAGAGUCGUUCUAGAAUAGUUCUAAUUUGACCAGAGCUGGACAUGGAUUUGUAUGAAACUCGUCUAGGACUUAAAAUUCAACACCACCAGCCACUUCAAGCAAACAAAUGGACAGUGUUUGGAAGGAAUGCAUUCACCAGGUCAAGAACAAUUUCAUUUUUAUCUUCUUUGUUGCCUUAAAAACUCCCUACAGGAAUUUACAAGUCUAACAUAUGAGCUAUAAUGUAUAGCUAUAACUACUUUUUUUUUUUUACAAAAUACAUAUUCCUUUAAAAAAAUAUAUUGUUUUUUUUUAUAAACUGCUGCCUGUUGGUAGACAUUGUGAAGUAAGUAAGUAGUAAGGUGAAGUAAAUGUUUUGGUUUCUGCUGUUGUUCCAAGCCAUGCUAAUAAACACGUUGGCCUCCGUA
Molecule: messenger RNA, 3164 nt
Organism: Gadus morhua (Atlantic cod)
Lineage: Eukaryota; Metazoa; Chordata; Actinopteri; Gadiformes; Gadidae
Product: myosin light chain kinase, smooth muscle
Exons: 15
Coding region: 352-2775 (807 amino acids)
Biological process (GO): protein phosphorylation
Molecular function (GO): ATP binding; protein binding; protein kinase activity
Source: RefSeq, a predicted model, not a curated record